Molecule: messenger RNA, 1140 nt
Organism: Rhodofomes roseus
Lineage: Eukaryota; Fungi; Basidiomycota; Agaricomycetes; Polyporales; Fomitopsidaceae
Exons: 2
Coding region: 1-1140 (379 amino acids)
Source: RefSeq, a predicted model, not a curated record
AUGCCCACCGCCGGGAUCGCGCCCAAGACCCUCCCGACGCUAUUCCAAGGCACCGCCCCUCGACUCUCGCGUCUGUGCUGCAUCGGACUGUCGCCACACCUGCACAACCGCUUCCCAAACCUGACGCACCUCUAUCUGUAUGAGGGGUCCGUCUUUCCGGGGAGAGGCGACCAUGCGGCCACUAGCUGGCACGGGGUCCACGACGCAACGCCGUUCCUCCCCGCGUUCCUCGACUUUCUGGAGGGCGCGCCAGGCCUCGAGGAGCUCGUGCUCGUGCACAGGUCUGCCGCUUCCUGGUGCACGUGCGGUAAGUGCAGGAAGGACCCUGAGGAGCUCGCGGGGCGGCGCGUGCGCAUGCCUCGGCUGCGGCGGAUCACCUUCGGGGAGUAUGCCUGGGCGAACGCGGGCCGCAUCCUGCGGUACGUCGUGCCCGCAAAGAGGGUGACCGUGCAGACGGACGGCGCGGAGGGGCAUACGGGGAACUUCAUGUACGACGUGUUGUCCUUGCUCACGCCCGAUGCGGGCUUCUUGGGACACCUCGCGGGGAUCACGGAGGUGGCGUUGUGGUUGAGGGAGGGCCAGCAUUGCAGGGUCACUUGGUAUGCGGUUACCCUGCGGCGCGAGUACCCCGCGAUGUUCGUGCACGCCGUCGCGGCGGCGCUGGACCUGCGGAGGGUCGUGGACUUGAGCGUGCAGAUGGACUCUUGGGGGUUGCUCUCCGUGCAGGACGCCCAGGCGCUGUUCUCGAGUAUGCCCGCGGUGCAGAGGUGCACCUUCUGGAUGGACUCGCGUAUACAUAGGAGUUAUUGGCAGAGGUGUCUGUCGAAGGCGGACGUACCUUUCCCUGACCUGAGGACACUGCACUUCGUGUGCAAUAUGCCUAAGGAUUGGAGGCCAUGGGAGAUCCUGGGACUUGCCAUCCGGCGGGCGAAACGCGGGCGUCGUUUGGAGGAGGUGAAGCUCACCGCGGUAGCAAGUGAGGGCUCGGUCCCCAGCUUCGUACGGUGGGAUGUGGAUGCGUUGCAAGUGGGCGGGAAACGACUGCUUGACUAUGUCGGCUCGUUACGCUUCGAGCAGGUAACCAUCACCUCGCUGAUGAAAGCUCCCGUGCUUAAGCAUUGGGAUGGAUGUUUGCUGUAG